Molecule: messenger RNA, 1169 nt
Organism: Hypoxylon trugodes
Lineage: Eukaryota; Fungi; Ascomycota; Sordariomycetes; Xylariales; Hypoxylaceae
Product: ribosomal protein S7
Exons: 2
Coding region: 173-1135 (320 amino acids)
Biological process (GO): ribosomal small subunit assembly; translation
Cellular component (GO): ribosome
Molecular function (GO): rRNA binding; structural constituent of ribosome; mRNA binding
Source: RefSeq, a predicted model, not a curated record
UAAAGGAAUUCGAUUAAUCAAUCGCCGAACUUUAUCAGAUAACAACUUUUUUUACUAAAACGUCACCGACGAUUCGACGAACAUCACACGAGAGGACGACGAGGACGAGGCAUUGAAAACUGGGACGGGACAUACGGUUGAUGCAUAUACCCGCACGGCCAGCAUUGUCAUCAUGUCUUGCAAAGUAACCCCCUGGGGGGCUGCAGCUGUCGUCCGAAACCUCAGCAUACGCACGCGACGACCACACACACAAGCUCUACGAGCAGCACGUCCCGAAAUACGACCUAUAAAACAAACCACCCCCUUCUUAAUAACAAGAAGAGGACUCGCAGAUGACACAACUACGAGACAACCACCGUCCGAUCCAUCAUCUGCUUUACCACCCUCGCUAUCCUUCGAACAACCACUAUCAGUAACGCCUCCACCGGAACCAACGACCGAGACGAGCGAAUAUGUACCUCAACCGCCCGAGGUCUUUGCACCCAACUUUUUAAACGCCGAGGCUUUGGAUGCACUAGAGAAGGCUGCGGCGGGUCGAGAUUUAUAUGACGAUGGUAGCGAUGGUUUACUAUUCGAUGUGCCCGGGCGCCUCGGCAAGCACGAGAAAUUGCAAGAUCGAUACCACCCCGUCGUCGAUCAGGUCACCAAGCUACUCAUGAAGGAUGGAAAACUUAGCAAAGCGCAGAGGCACACGAGUCUAAUCCUCAACUACCUGCGCACAGCCCCAACCCCCAAAAUCUCCCCCCUACGCCCCCUCCUCCCCGGCUCCCCCCCAGCCUCUCAACUGCCGCUAAACCCACUCCUCUACCUAACCCUCGCAAUCGACUCCGUCGCCCCCCUAAUCCGAAUCCGCAGCAUCAAGGGCGCGGCCGGAGGUGGUAUGGCGCUCGACGUUCCCGAGCCGAUGCCCGUACGCACAAGACGUCGACACGCAGUAAUGUGGAUCCUAGAUGCCGUUCGCAAGAAGCGAUCCAUGGGAUCCGGGCGCGCGCAAUUCGCAACGCGGUUCGCGCAGGAACUUGUCGCGGUUGUCGAGGGUAAGUCGGGAGUCUGGGCAAGACGGGAUUUAGUACAUAAGCAGGGUACCGCGACGCGGGCGAAUUUGAAUCAUCAUGCUUUGAGGAAGAGGAAAUAGGUGAUUGGUAUCUUCAGAUAGGAAGCUAUGCUAA